Molecule: messenger RNA, 3399 nt
Organism: Lacerta agilis (Sand lizard)
Lineage: Eukaryota; Metazoa; Chordata; Lepidosauria; Squamata; Lacertidae
Gene: ITPRID1
Product: ITPR interacting domain containing 1
Exons: 14
Coding region: 18-3392 (1124 amino acids)
Molecular function (GO): signaling receptor binding
Source: RefSeq, a predicted model, not a curated record
UUCAUUUUUACACUGAGAUGUUCUCGGAAUCCCAUCACCAUGGAACCAAUAUUGAGACUGAAAAGAAGAGAGGACUCCUUUCAUCAACCCGAAUGUCAUGGACACAAUUGGAUGAAGAUUUUCCAGAUCCAAAAGCUGUGGUAGACAAGCCUCUUUCUCCACCACAACUUGUGGACCACAAAGAAAAAAACCUUUGCCACUGGAUGGACUCUGGUUUCUACUUAUCUGAAAGCGAAGAUUUGCAAGAAAGCCAAGGCAAAGGAACAGCUCUUUCAUCUCCCUCAGGAAUGGCCCAAAUGACUGUGCAAAAUUACAUGCGAUCCCUGCAUCAGUUUUCAGAAAUGCCUGUCCUUUCACGAUGGAAUAGCGCUGGCUCAUCCCAUUCUCUUACCGGUGCCCCCAAAAGUGUCACUGAAUGGUUAGAUUUCUCGGAAAAGGAUCCAGUUGAGAUUCUGCUGGAUUUGGGGUUUGGUACAGAUGAGCCGGACAUCUGCACUAAAAUCCCUUCCCGGUUCAUCAGUUGUGCUUCCAUAGCUAAAGGAAUCAACAUCCGGGUCUUCAUUGAAGCUCAGAGAAAACGAAUGGAUAUAGAAAGCCCCAAUUUAUGUGGACGUUUUCGGCAAUUGGAAGUCCUGGAUCAUGUGACUAGCGCCUUUUCUUCUUUGCUGAACGACAUCAACACCAUGCAUCAUAAAUCGGAAGAGCGAACAGGAGAGGAGAGUUGUGCAGUGGGCUCCCCUAAGCGGAAACUUGUGGUCACACAGGCAAAGAGGAGGAGAAUAGGUCAACUCCUGAGAAAAGUGUCCAGGCAGACAACGAUGCAUGGGCCUCAAGUGUUCCGAAAUGCUGGCACGUGCCAAGCCAAAGAAGACAAUUCUUCUGUUGAUGUGGACCUGCACAUGGCAACGGGGACUGGCUUAUCUGAAAAUCCUGCCUUGGGCCCUCUGAAAGAAGAACAGUUUCCAAGCGAGAAGGGGGCAAAGGCUGCACAAUCCAUAGCAAGUAAACCUUGGAUGUUGCCCCACCUUCCAGUGAAACUGCCUCAUCUUCCUUCCACCUCUGAGAUGCUCAUUAAAGACAGGCCACGCAAAGAACCCAAUAUGCUUUUGACCCAUACGCUCAGGAGAGUGUCUAGCUUGAACUGCAAGCCUUCAGAUUCCUUUGAAAUGGAGGAGAUUCAGAGCUUUGAGGAUGAAUCUUCCUGGGGAAAUCCUCUUGAAAGCACUUCAGAUGUGAUAGUGACAAGAACAAACAGUUGCCAGUCUGACAGCAGUGGAUUUCUGGAAGAUCCUUCAGAGCCCUUACCUCUCCAGGGCUUGUCUCUGCCUGGUAAUUUGAGACUUAGCUGCAGUUCCAAUGAUUGUCAAGCAUUCCUGCGACAGAGGAAAGAUUCAGCUCUGACUAGCCAGGAUCUUCUGCCCAGUGCUAGCAUAUCGAGAGCAGAUGGUAGCAAUGCUGUAUUCUUGCCCAGCCUCAGCAGAGAACACACUUUUCAGGGAGAGGAGAUAUUUUAUUCCAUAAAUGAAGAAGACGACAUGUGCGAGACUUUCAGUGGUCCGUUUGAAAGCGCAACUGAAGAAGCCCUACAGGAUAUGGAUGAGAAGGAGUUGCAAGGACAACAGAAGAGAGAAGAUAGUUGUGUACAGGGCUGCACUUCACAACCUUGUCAUGCUGACAAUACAAAUCUGGGUGAUGCUAGCCCUUUAGAUAGGAACGGCCUCUCCUCUUCUAGUGAAAGGCACCAAAGUGUAAGUUCUGCUCUCACAGAGGGAAGCUGUGCGACUGCCAUUGGCCUCAGUGGCCACCAAAUCAGUAAAGAUGCAAGAGGAAGUGAAGAACGUUUGACUGAAGGAGAAGAAACGAGAGACGGAUGUGAAGAAGGUGUUCCCGAAAGUAUUGCAGAAUGUGUGGAAGGAAAGUGCUCUGCGAAGGGUUGUAGAAAGUUGGACUCUCUUGUUGUGGAGGAUGUCGCAAGCGGGUGUGAGGAGACUGAUAUAAAUGGGGCGCUUAGAUCUUUGGGUAUAUCUGGGGCACCCAAAAUUGAGCACGACAUGGCGGCUGCACAACCAGAGAUCAAUGCCAUCUUGAGAAGCCCUCUUCAUGAUUCUAGCCUUUCCCCUCACUGCUUCAAAGAGGGAGACGUUAGAGCCUCGGACACAUUGUCAACAGGUGCGGAACUGGGCGAAGAAGGAACCGGUGCUAAAACAAAUACUAGCCUUUUAAAAUCUGUCACCGUUCAGAUGCCUUCAAGACUUAUGUCAACGAUGCGGAGCUUCUCACUGGGUGAAGCUGCUGUAAAAGGUCAAUAUCUGGAUUUUGUAUCCAAGGAUGAGCCUCACAUUGCAUCAGUACCAGGUAUGCCAAAAGAGGACGAGAAGCAAGUGAGAGAAGCUUCUAUUCAGACUGGCAGGAGCCACAGAAAGAAAGCAGCUCUCCCCCUGUCUCAGAGUCUCCCUUUGUUUCAUGGGCAUGAACAUCUUGUGAAGUCUGCAUCUCUGGAUACAGGGCUUUAUGGGAAAUGCAUAUCUUACUGCCCGGAGCCUUUCAAUGCCUGGUGUGCCCAGCAUAGAGAUCCCUGCUACCCUUUGUGCUCCUAUCACUGCUGUUUGUUGUGGCCUUUUCCUUUAGCUCCUUCAUGCAGACAUCCAGUGGCCUGCUGCUCAUCUCAUGCCACCAUCGAACUGCAGCUUCUGAAAACUCUCAAGCUACUGCAGGACACAGCAAUGACAAAUAUUUCCUUGUGCACAGUCCAUGAGAUCGAAGUCAUGAGGAAUUCGUGCCAGAAGUUUCGAGAACGGCUGGAUGAGAUUGAGCGGCACAUGACAGAGCAAGAGGCUCUUUUUUCCAGUGCAAUCCCAGCUGAGGGGCGAGAGGAAAGAAGACAGUUGCAGGUCUUGCGGCAAGCUGUUCGCCGAGAGGUCGCUGAGCUGGAAGGGCAGCUGCAGGAUCGGGCUCACCAGGUUAGGGAGGGAAUUCUAAUGCAGCUGAAUCAGCUGUUAGGCGAACAGUCCAACCUGUGCUCAGAACUCGGAAUCCCCAAUCGGGCGGAAGAAAGAGAGCCUAAAAACGGUCACGCUCACAGUACCCUUCCAGAUACUGCCGACGAUUUCUUUUCCAAAGCUGGGUAUUCCAACAAUAUCCACCACAGGCCUCCGAGUAGGAGCGCAACAGUCCCAUCAAGCCCUUCCAGCUCUUUAGUCAGACAGACGGAGCUGGGAGCAUCAGCUGCUCUCGCAACCGGCAACGCCAAUUCUGCGUCGGACCCCAAGGAACUUCACACCAGUAAAAAAGAAGUCAGAAGUCAAAAGAUAGACUUCAAGGCCUUCAUACAGAAUCUGAAGAAAUCUUUCCGAAAUUCCUUCAGUAACGACGCAGCAGAAGGAAAAGACUGAGCCGAGG